UAUUUCCAUUUUGUGCUUCGUUUUAAACUUAGUUUUAUUUCUUAGGGACUGAGUUUCUUAAUUUUAAUGUCAUUUAGUCUAUCAGCUAUUCCUUUUAUGUUUAGUACUUUUUGGGUCUGAUCUUUCUCCACCCUGAAAUCAUAAAGAUAUUCUCCCAUGUAACUUCUGAAAAUUUUAUAGAUUUGUCUUUUAGGUUUAACUCAUCUAGAGUUUGUUAUUGUGUACUCUAUUAGGGAGGUAAGGGUUCAAGUUUAUGGUUUUUUAUUUUCCCAUAUGGCUACAUAUUACACUGUCUUUCUUACUGUGCAGGCAUAAUUUUGUCUAUUUUUUUAUGAUAAGUAUUGAUUCUUGGUAGAGAAAAAUCCUCCUACUUGAUUCCUUUUAAGGAAUUCUCAGCUGUUUCUUUUCUUUUUUUCUUUUUUUUAAGAUUUAUUUAUUUAUUUGAAAGGCAGUUACAGAGAGGCAGAGGCACACAGAGAGGUCUUUCAUCUGCUGGUUCACUUGGGCCUUCUUCUGCUUUCCCAGGCCAUAGCAGAGAGCUGGAUCGGAAGUGGAGCAGCCAGGUCUUGAACUGGCGCCCAUAUGGGAUGCCGGCAGUGUAGGUGGCAGCUUUACCUGCUACGUCACAGUGCCGGACCCUAUGCUUGUUUCUAAAUUCUAUAAGCCAUGUUCCUCUUUUGCCAGCUGGCCAGCUGCCCGUGGGCUCUACCCAGGAGAGCUGUGAAAGGCAGGUUGUAGGACUGAAAGUGGGACACUUUUCCUUCUUGUUUGCUUCUUCUUCCAGUCACCCAGUUAGCAUUCUCUCAGUGUGGCUUCUCACCCUGACAGUAACAUCAGUUGAUUGUACUAGAUGCAGUGGGUUCCAGUUUGCACACUCCCAGAAACAUUUUCCUAGGGCCUCUUAGAUACAUUGUGUCAGCCUGUGCACAGUCCCUCAGUGGAGGCAGUGGUAGCAGCUAAGGAGCUCCAUUAUCCAAACUCUGGGUCCUUUUAGGUGCUAGUUGCUUCCUGCAAUUAUUCUGUGAAAUCGCAAUGUCCACUUGUGACCUUUCGGUUCUCUAAUGCGGAAUAGCAAUUCUUUAUACUAAAUAAAGAUUAUUAUGUUGUUGUAUCUUUCGACACAGAAGUUAAACAAUCAUAACCAUCCUAAUAGAUGCAGGAUUUUAAAAAUGACAUUCAGGGGCCGGUGCUGUGCUGUAGCUGGUAAAGCUGCCACCUGCAGUGCCAGCAUCCCAUGUGGGUGCCAGUUCGAGUCCUGGCUGCUCCACUUCUGAUCCAGCUCUCUGCUAUGGCCAGAGAAAGCAGUGGAAGAUGGCCCAAGUCCUUGGGUCCCUGCACCCGGAAGAAGCUCCUAGCUCCUGGCUUCGGAUUGGCGCAGCUUCAGCCAUUGUGGUCACCUGGGGAGUAAACCAGUGGAUGGAAGAUCCCCCCCCCCCCAUCUCAAAGACAUAAAUAAUUGCAAAAACAAGUUCAUGGAAAGUGGAAUUCAAAGUUGAAUUUAUUGUAAAAGGUUUACACAAUAUGAUCGGUGGAUAACAUGAGUUUCUUUAUACGUUACUUUUUCCCCUUCUUCCUGUUUUGUUGUCCUGAAGGAAAUGGGGUGGGCUGUGGAAUUUUCAUUCUGAAUUUGGCUGAUCGCUUGACCACCAUGCAGCAGUUGGGUUUAGAGCCUUGAGCAGAUUCCAGUUCCUUAUUUUGAGAGGUUUAUUUCAUGGGUGCUGAUGUCUGCUUUUGUCAGGAGUGAUACUCCCAGAGUUGUAAAAUGGUGAUCUUCCAAGUUGAUGACUUGUCCCUCAUUUAUCAUCUGGACAAUCUCUAUGAAGGGAAAUUGCUCCUUACCUUGGAUCUGGCUAGCCAGUGGUAUAGGAGAGUCAGGAUAAAGGCCCGUCUUGGUCCUUUUGGGUUGGUGUGUUAAAAUACUACACACUAGGAGAUUUAUACACAGUGCACGUUUCUUCCUCACAGGCACUCACAUACAGUGUCUGCUGAGGGCACCUUCUUGCUCUGUCCUAGUCACUCUCUAGGUCUCUUUAACAGGGGCACUGAUCUCAUUCCCCUCCAACUCAGCCACUCCCUGCAAAGGCUCCACUUUGAAAUACCAUCACCUCUGAGAUUAGGAUUUCAACAUAUGGAUUUUGUGGGGGAGGGAACACAGGUAUUCAGACCAUAAUGAUGCUUCAUUAUUUUUCUUCAAAUAUUUUAAAACAUCUGUUAUUUUCAUUUUUCUUUGAAGGGGGGGAGCGAGCGAGCAAGAGCGAGAGCGAGUGAGCGAGAGAGAGAGCGUGUGCUUCGACUUACUGGUUCACUCCCCAAAUGUCUGCAAUCAGGCUGGGCCAGGCUGCACCUAGGAGCUCAGAACUCAGUUCUAGUCUACCAUGUAAGUGGCAGGGACCCAAUUCCUUGAGCCAUCCCCUGCUGCCUCCCAGGUGCACGUGAACAGGAAGCUGGAAUUGGAAGCAGAACUGGGGCUCGAACCAAAGCAUUCUGAUGUGGACUGUGGGCAUCCCCAGUGGUGUCUUAACUGCUGUUCCCAGAGCAUGCCCAUUAAAUCUUUUCCUGUACUUGCUAUUUUAAAAAACAGUGAGUUAUUAGCAUCCUUCAAAAGUAAUCAGAGUUUAAAAAUUACAGCUAAGGACUUGUGAAUGUGCGUGGAUGUGGCUUGGUCUGGCUGCGGUCCUCUUGGCUGCAGCUGCUUUCUUGCCCUCUAGGUGGUGCUCACAGUCAUCCCAAACCCUACAGAUAAAGUCAUCAGGAUAGCUGGAUACUUUUAUCUGAUCUUGGAAUGUCUCCUGCCUGACGCCUGGAAUGUUAAUGUUUCUUGAGAAAGUUAAGGUUCUUGGAGACAGCCAGAAUGAUGCCUCUUGUCCCUCUGCUCCUGGUGAGCAUCGUCUUCCCCGGCAUCCAGGCUACACAACUGACGAGGUGUGAGCUGACUGAGAAGCUGAAGGAGCUGGAUGGAUACAGAGAUAUCUCUAUGUCUGAGUGGAUAUGUACCUUAUUUCAUACCAGCGGCCUUGACACAAAGAUUACAGUCAAUAACAAUGGCAGCACAGAAUAUGGAAUCUUCCAGAUCAGCGAUAAGCUGUGGUGUGUGAGCAAACAGAACCCUCAGUCGAAGAACAUCUGUGACACCCCCUGUGAAAAUUUCUUGGAUGAUAACCUUACUGAUGAUGUAAAGUGUGCCAUGAAGAUCCUGGAUAAAGAAGGGAUUGACCACUGGUUGGCACAUAAACCACUCUGCUCUGAGAACCUGGAACAGUGGGUCUGUAAGAAGUGAGCUCCUGCUGUCUUUGCCGCUCCUGCCACCUAUGCUCCUGGAACUCCACUUCCCUAAUGCUACCUCAGUUGGCCUCUUUUCUCCCCUGCCCUCCCCCCAAAGCUGAUUUGUCCCUGAUCCCUGAGCAUUGUAGUGUACCACUGGACUCUUUCGAACUCUUCUCCAAUGAUGUGUGAUUGGUGCACUGGACUUCAGACUACAGCUAAGUGCCCUUGAUGGCAUUCUUACUACAGCAGCAGAUCCCACCUCUGUACUGAAUAAAGGGCCUCAUAUGGA
Messenger RNA from Oryctolagus cuniculus (rabbit), 3553 nucleotides. The record is from RefSeq and is a predicted model, not a curated record. NCBI's taxonomy places the organism in Eukaryota, Metazoa, Chordata, Mammalia, Lagomorpha, Leporidae.